Messenger RNA from Electrophorus electricus (electric eel), 3714 nucleotides. RefSeq names its product sterile alpha motif domain containing 8b (gene samd8b). The record is from RefSeq and is a predicted model, not a curated record. Gene Ontology annotation, cellular component: plasma membrane; Golgi membrane; endoplasmic reticulum membrane. Gene Ontology annotation, biological process: ceramide biosynthetic process. Gene Ontology annotation, molecular function: sphingomyelin synthase activity; protein binding; ceramide cholinephosphotransferase activity. NCBI's taxonomy places the organism in Eukaryota, Metazoa, Chordata, Actinopteri, Gymnotiformes, Gymnotidae.
ACGCAAAGCUGUCAAAUGUGUGACACAGCCUAGGGACGGUGGAUAGUAGUCAGGACGCAAUGAUUUACAGCAAAUAUCCAAAUACAGAAAAGGCCUGGACACCCUUCAAAGACUCAAGUAAAAGAAACCACCUCCUGACACCUACCGUUAAUGCUUUAAAUUCUCUCGAAUGAGAUAUCUGUGUGCGCACAGCGUGCUCCGUCUGUCUGAGCUGUGGAAUGGCAGGCUCCGGGCCACAGCAGGGCGUGCGGUACUGGAGUGUGAAGCAGGUGGGGCGGUGGCUGCGUGAGGAGGGGUUCUGUGACUACGUGGACCUACUGUGUAACAAACACCGGCUGGACGGCACCAGCCUGCUCACCCUGACCGAGUAUGACCUACGCUCACCUCCACUCGAGAUCAAGGUGCUUGGGGACAUCAAGAGGCUCAUGGUGUCUCUGCGCAAGCUGCAAAAACAGAAUGCAGAUGUGCUAGAGGAGCUGGGCUACGCCUAUGAUGGACACUCCCCACAAGGAGGCACUGGUCCAGAGUGGCUAUGUAAUGGAGACUCUGUGCGGGACUGUGACAGUGUGGCUGAUGCCCUCGUGGCAGAACAGUGCCAGUACAGCAAUGGCAAGCACAAGCACCUGACACGACGUCUGGACCCAGAGUACUGGAAAACAGCCCUCAGUUCUAUCUAUGUCGUCCUCGUUUUUGGUUUCACCUCCUUCGUUAUGGUGAUUGUGCAUGAGCGUGUUCCAGACAUGCGCACCUACCCUCCACUGCCUGACAUUUUCCUGGACAGUGUACCCAGAAUUCCCUGGGCCUUUGCCAUGGGUGAGGCAUGUGGAGUCAUCCUUUGUAAUAUCUGGCUACUUGUACUGCUACUACACAAACACAGGUCCAUACUUCUGAGACGGUUGUGUAGUCUGAUGGGAACAGUGUUCAUGCUGCGCUGUGUCACCAUGUUUGUCACCUCACUCUCAGUACCUGGCCAACACCUGCAGUGCACUGGGAAGAUAUACGGUGAUAUUUGGGCGAAGCUGCAGAGAGCAGUCGCCAUAUGGAGUGGCUUUGGCAUGACCCUGACAGGAGUGCACACCUGCGGGGAUUACAUGUUCAGCGGGCACACUGUGGUCCUCACCAUGCUCAACUUCUUUGUCACUGAAUACACUCCGAGGAGCUGGAACUUCAUUCACACACUCUCCUGGGUGCUCAACCUGUUUGGCAUCUUCUUCAUCCUGGCUGCUCAUGAGCAUUACUCCAUCGAUGUCUUCAUCGCCUUCUACAUCACCACACGUCUCUUCCUGUAUUACCACACGCUGGCCAACACGCGCGCCUACCAGCACAGUCGCCGUGCUCGUAUCUGGUUCCCCAUGUUCUCUUUCUUUGAGUGCAACGUUAAUGGCCCUGUGCCCAACGAGUAUUGCUGGCCCUUCUCUAGACCAGCCUUCCUCAGGAGACUCAUCGGCUAAACACACACAUAAACACAUCAUCACACGCAAACACAAAACACACACACGUUCAUGCACAGGCUAACUCACUCUCUGACUACUCAUUUGAGUUGUACAUUGUGAGGAUAGAGAUACUAUCUUAAUCAUUAUAAGCAUUUGUUGCCAUUUUGGCAUGAAUCUUUUUCUCUCACUGUCAUAGUGGCCAGCAAAAUGUUUUGUUCUCUAUCUCACUCACCCACUCCUCUCAGACACACACACCCACAAACGCACACAAAACUGUUGAUUGUCUGCAAGUUGGAAAAUAAGGUUGGAGUCUUCCCACUGUUUUGUGCACACUGCAACUUGGAGGCUGUGUGUGUGUGUGUGUGUGUGUGUGUGUGUGUGUGUGUGUGUGUGUGUGUGUGUGUGUGUGUGUGUGUGUGUGUGUAAAUAUAUAUAUAUAUAAACACUAAACAUACUAAUUUAAAAAACAGUGACAGGUAGGGCAAAAGUUCAGUCUGAACUGCAUGACAAUAUUUGCAGUUUUCAUUUUUCUAGAUCCUAAAGGUUAGGUUGUCUAGUUUAACAGAUAAAGGUACAAUAUUUUUCUGUUCACUCUUAGUAGAAUAUUGAAGUUGCAUAUGUGCUAAUGUUUUAUUCCAAUGUGUACGUUGUUAAUGAAAGAUGCUAAAUUUGAAGCAUUUUUCAAGUUUUGCUACUAUAAAACCCUAACCCUAACCCUGGGACUGGGACAACUUUAUGCCACAGAUCUUACACGGAGUACAUUUUAAGAGAAAAAAAUAUAUAUAACUAGUGGUGGGGUGACCGUGCAGGUUAAUUAUAGUUGCCAUGUUACACUGAAAUGUGACUAGCAGGGUUGUAAACCUAAAAACAAAUGCAGAAAAUCAAAAAUUGUUAACUGAACAUUAAGUAUAUUUCAAACAACAAAUCUGAUAAAUACAUUUUACCGAUCAUUAUAUGAAAAUAAAAAUUAAUGGAGGUGUUAAAAUAAUAUGACAAACACAAAAGCAUUAAAUUUGUGGCCAGCCCAGUAACCAAAAGCUUGCAGUAACUGUAAACACUUUAACUGUUUUAAAAUAAUUGAUUCCUUGUUUGUCCCAAAGUGAUUUCAACCUUGUUUACCAACCUUUUGAAGCAAUAUGAAACAUUAAUGCUUCCAGAACUCCUAUAGUUUACACUUUCAUUGUCUGAGUAAUGUUUCUGUCAGCCUUGAUCAUUUCCAUGUGUUUAAUUUGUGCGAUAAGCCUUUGUACUAAGGAUUUGCCAUUUUGCUUGGCAGUAUUAGACUACCUGCAUAUGCUUACAAAUUAUCAUUUGUGCAAGAUUUUUUUAUUUUUAUUUUAGGGGGGAUGUGGUAUUCAGGACACACAGGUUUUUCUCUCCAAUUUUUUCUUAUCUUUUCAGCCUUGCUGUUAUACCAUUAUGUUUGAGUGAAUUAUCUGUGAUCAGCUGCCAAAAUUUGGGAUAUAAAUUGUUGAGUCUCUGUCCUAAUUAGCAUUCCAAAUGCCAACGAUAUUUCAUAGCAUGCUUCAUCUCUUUAAUACACAAGGGUUUUUUUUGUUUUGUUUUUUGGUUUUUUUUGUUUGUUUGUUUUUUUACAUUUUUGUGAGAUGUGUUAACUCUUGAUGUGUUAGUAUUUAGAAGGUCUCUUAUACGGUCUUAGAAUGUUUACAGUUUAACAAAACUCCUUUCUCCCCUAAAGAGGACUAUGUUUUCCUCUCAUUCUAGCGCGUGACAUUAGAGCUGAGCUGACAGGAUAUAAGGAUGGAUCAUUGGAUGUGUGUGCAGUUGUGUACAUGCACAAGUGUGUCUAUCGAUCUCUGAUCCUCUUAAAGUGGAAAGUCUGCUGAAGGUUCUAGUGGAGAUCCGGUUUGGUUUUUUGCACAGAUGUACAGAAAUACAAUAAGUUAAUUUAUUUGUUGUAGGUUUGUAAAUAUACAGGAUACAACAAAGUCAACCCCCAACCCCCCAGCCAAAAAAAAAAAAAAAAAGAAGAAGAAGAAAGCACAACAAUUACUUGCCUAGUUAAUAUGUAAGGGAGAAAGUGGACAUGUGAGUGCUAUUGGGCGCCAAUGGACCCUCCCUAAUGGAUGAUCUACAUUUGCCAGUUGAAGGAGUCCCACCAUUCCUCUAAGCCCUCUGAAGGCUUGGGGUUUAGUUAGGUUGUUGGGGGAGCUCUGACCUCACCCUUGCUGAGUCUCCUUUUGUAGUUACAUUCAUGUUUGAUAUGUUGAUUGUAUGAUUCAAUAUGUUUCUGAUAUUGCUAAUAAAAGUUUAAACUUAA